AUGGAGGGAAGCGAUGCAAUCAUUAUCGUCGCCGCGGUAUUUCUGAGCAUCUCACUAAUCGCUGUCUGUCUUCGGUGUUUCGUUCGUUUGAAGAUUGUGAAAGCCUUUGGGUACGACGACUCUUUGAUGGUGAUGGCGACAAUCUUCAACGUCGGAUUUGCCAUAUGCGGAAUCGUGGGCGCGUUAUAUGGUAUGGGAAAGUCACAGGCUUAUCUGGCUCACCGACCAGAUGUUGGUGGUUAG
Messenger RNA from Penicillium daleae, 243 nucleotides. RefSeq lists its product as uncharacterized. Bases 1 to 243 code for a protein of 80 amino acids. The record is from RefSeq and is a predicted model, not a curated record. NCBI's taxonomy places the organism in Eukaryota, Fungi, Ascomycota, Eurotiomycetes, Eurotiales, Aspergillaceae. The transcript is spliced from 3 exons.